This is a messenger RNA of Geodia barretti, 1879 nucleotides long. The record is from the annotation of a GenBank genome assembly. NCBI's taxonomy places the organism in Eukaryota, Metazoa, Porifera, Demospongiae, Tetractinellida, Geodiidae.
GUGUCAAGGUCCUGAAGAACUGAAGAGGAAAUUAUCUGCAGCACAAAACUACCACUGAAACCCAGACAAGACACCAGCUUUCAGAAGAUCUGCAAACGCCAACUGGGACUCAACCUCCGCUACUGCUCCUGGAGCAGUUAGGGUUAGUCUUCCUCUUCAUAAACCCACAAUGUGUAAAAUACACACUCGCACAUGAAAACACUGUGACUCAGAAGGUGUUUAGUUUUCCGGUGCAACCCAAAUACACCUAGUAGAUCAGUCGGAGUUUGCAGUUAGGCAGCACAUCCGAAGCCAUUUGGCUUUAACAUGUGUAGCAUUUUUUAUGAGCAUUACAUGAGUGCAAGCCCCCUUGGGCAUAAAUUCGACAAAACCGCUGUAACAACAUGCUGCGUGUACUGACUAAUGUGUGCAUUUGUGUGCUGGAGAGGUUUGAGAACAUGUUAGAUUUGGACAUAUCACAGUGUCUGGUGACGUAACCUUCGUCAAGAACGUCACUCUCAAGGUAAUCAUUGGAGCCUCUGACUAAAGGACUCUGGGACCAUGAAAUUGUCCUCUUAUGCAAACACACCCUUGAUACACUAACAAACUCUUUAUUGUAGAGGUGUGGAUAAGAUGUUUCAUAGUGCAUACAGUAGAUAGCAUGUUUACCUCCCGCAGCAUGCAUACAUACAUGAUUACGAUAAUCCAUCUCAUCUAUUUGAAUUACUACCUCCACAUGUUUCAACAGAGCUACCAUCCCCGCGUCCUGAGAGAGACUCUACGACCUUUCCCUGUAAAUGUCGACCUCAAGGACGGAGUGAGCUAGUACCCUCCUGGUCAUGGAGAUGUCUACAACUCCCUCAAGAGGAGCGGACUCCUGGAAAGGUUCCUGGAGGAGGGCAAGGAGUUCAUCUUCAUCUACCUGGGAGCCACCGUAGACCUCGGUAUCCUCAACUUUCUACUGCAUCCUCCGAAGGACUCGGUGCCAGCAGAGUUUGUGAUGGAGGUGACAAACAAGACAAGGUUGGACGUGAAGGGAGGCACUCUCAUUAACUACGAGGGAAACCUACACCUCCUGGAGUUUGCUCAGGCUGCGAAGGACACGUGGACGCGUUCAAGUCCAUCAGAGAUUCAAGUGUCACACCAACAACCUGUGGGGGAGUCUGAGAGGCCACAUACUGCCUGUACGAGGCUGGACGAGCGACCUGAGGGUGGAGUCAGCGUCAACAGGAAGAGUCUGGAUGGAGGAUGUGAAUGUGCUCAACUGAGACAUGCUGCUGCGUGCUGCUAUCAAGAACUUCAAUGGAGCAGUCGGUAUCAAUGUUCCUCGGAGUCGUUUCCUGCCAGUGAAGAAGACGUCGGAUCUGCUGGUGGUCAUGUCCAACCUGUUCCAGCUGAGAGACGGGACUCUGGUCCAGAACCCAGCCCGGCUCUACCCCGAACUACCCCUCGUCAAACUCGGAGAACACUUCUUCAUGAAGGUUCGUGAGAUGCUGGAGAGGUUUGAGAACAUUCCAGACAUGUUAGAGUUGGACCAUCUCACAGUGUCUGGUGACGUCACCUUCGGAAAAAACGUCACUCUCAAGGGCACAGUAAUCAUCAUUGCUAAUCACGGGGACAGGAUCGACAUCCCCUCUGGAGCCAUGCUAGAGAACAAGAUAGUGUCAGGAAACCUCCGGAUCUUGGACCACUAGAUUUUACUUUUCCUUGUCAUUAUUGUGUAUAACAUCAAGAAGUUUAUUUGUGACUUGGUGCAAGUGGUUUUUAGAGCUGUGAGGAGAUGUGAAUGCCAACCAAAUGUUAGCUAAGCACAUGGACGUUAGAUUCGUACAAUAGCCUGAGUUCAACUCAGAUUCGUCUCUAUUCUGCUCUUAAGUUGUUGACACCUGAGAACAGAACC